CACUCCUGUGGACAGACUGAUCAUUAGACUGAACAAAUGCUGAGAAAAGUCUGACUGCAGCCAAACUACAGCUUAUUGGAAAAGCUUGAAAAACAAGGAGGCAUCUGUAGAAUUUAAGUGUUUUUGGAUCACUUUGUAGUAAUUCCUGAUUUUUCUCUUGCUUCAACUAAAAUGGAUUCUGAUGCUGGCUCCACCUGCAGCCGUUCUUCAUCCCCAGACCUGGUAGUGGAUGACUCCACUGGGAGCUUCUUCUCCAACAAGAUGUUCCAGAGAUACUGCCAGGAGAGCAGAGGAGACAGCGAGGCCGGCCAAGGUGGGAUGGAACGCUGCAGCCAGGGAGGAAAGACCAAAACCAGGUCUGAGCUCAGCAAAGAAGAGAUGCAAGACUUGAGGCUGAAAGUUAACAGUCGGGAGAGGAAAAGGAUGCAUGACCUAAACCAGGCGAUGGACGGCCUGAGGGAGGUGAUGCCGUAUGCUCACGGACCUUCAGUCCGCAAGCUGUCAAAGAUCUCCACUUUGCUGUUGGCUCGAAACUACAUCCUCAUGCUGUCCAGCUCUUUGGAAGAGAUGAAGAAACUUGUUGGGGAUGUUUAUGGAGGCAGUGCUGCUGUCCAGAGCCGCACCGCUCCCCAUCCCACAAUUCCUCCAGCAGCCACAGCUGCCCAUCUCCCACUGCAUCCUCUGGCCCAGUCCCUGCACUCUCUGGUGGGCAGCACACCUUCAUCUCUCCAGCAUCACUCCUCUUCUCCUUCCUCAGCCCCAGCUCCACACUCCCCUCCAUCAGCCAGCUUUCUGGGUUUUCACGCUCCGGUCCAGGGCCUUCUGAAGGACCCCCUCCACCUGGCCAGCUCCUACAGGCACUUCCCUGGCAUGCCCUGCCCCUGCUCCCUCUGUCAGCCUCUGCCCACCACCACCUCCACAAUACACAGUCUGUCUAUGAACAAGUGAGCAGGACUCUCUGAAAACUAUCUACUGCUGUUUGGAUUGGUGCAAUGAACCAAACAGCUCACAGGAAAUUGAUGAAAGACUGAUAAAGGGAUGGCUGGUGCCAGACUUUGUACAUACUGUAGAUAUUUUGUGCGAUACAAACUGCUGCUAUUUUUUAUCAAUUGUCUUUUCUGCACUGUUUAUACAGAAAUAUUCUAAAUGGACCGGGGAUUUUAUCAGAGGAGCAAAGUCUGUAAUUUAUCUGAUAUCUGUGAUGAUGAAACACUGUUGAAAUGGACCUGGUGUGUCCUAUUGUGCAGAAUUUAUAUUUUCCUAAAUUAAAAUUCAUUUUUAA
This is a messenger RNA of Acanthochromis polyacanthus (spiny chromis), 1282 nucleotides long. It is a transcript of the gene olig4, whose product is annotated as oligodendrocyte transcription factor 4. The transcript has a single exon. Lineage: Eukaryota; Metazoa; Chordata; Actinopteri; Pomacentridae. Gene Ontology annotation, molecular function: protein dimerization activity. Bases 172 to 948 code for a protein of 258 amino acids. The record is from RefSeq and is a predicted model, not a curated record.